AUGAGAAUAAGUGUUAAUAAAUCUAACCCCCCUUUAGGAGGCUUAUUUCUUGCUGAAUAUGUAAAAUUAGUUAAAAACGUCCCCUUGGAAAUUUCAUGGGGUUCGGACACAGUUGUCGAAAAUACGAAUUGCAAAAAUAGCAAUGAUGUAGCGAGGACUAUUGCCAGAUCAUUUUAUCCCCAGUUGUAUGGAAAUUCAGCUCUUGAAACUACAGAAGUAGAUAACUGGUUAAUGCUUUCCCUUGGACCACUUAAUUAUAAAAGCGAAAUUACCAGUGUUUUAGAAACAUUAAAUAAGGUUUUAAGUUCAGUUACUUAUUUGGUUGGUAAAAGAAUUACUGCUGCUGAUUUUGCUGUAUUUGGUAGCUUAUAUAGAAAUAAACAAUGGAGUAAUUUAAUCAAAUCUAAAUCAGCACCAGUUAAUGUUGUUCGUUGGUAUGACUUUAUACAUGCACAAGAAGCUGUUAUGAACAUUUUAAAUAACUUACCCCAAGAUGUAGCAGCUACUUUGACACAAGCAGAAAAGCAUCUUAAUCAUGAAAAAAAUAAUAAUGUUGGUAAUAGAAAUCAGGAGGGAAAAUUUGUUGAUUUGCCUUUUGCAGAAAUGGGUAAAGUUGUUGUCAGGUUUCCACCAGAAGCAUCAGGUUAUUUGCAUAUCGGUCACGCCAAAGCUGCUCUACUCAACCAACAUUAUCAGGAAGCGUUUCAGGGGAAACUUAUUUUACGUUUCGACGAUACUAAUCCUGCCAAAGAAAAUGUGCAUUUUGAAAAUGUUAUUCUGGAAGAUGUAGCAAUGUUACAAAUUAAACCCGACAAAUUCACAUAUACCUCAGAUUACUUUGACCUUAUGUUACAGUUAUGUGAAAAAAUGAUGAAAGAAGGAAAUGCCUACGUAGAUGAUACUGAACCAGAGGAAAUGAAAACUCAAAGAGAACAGAAAAUAGAAUCUGUCAACAGGAAUAAUGAUGUUCAGAAGAAUUUUGCUCUGUGGGAAGAAAUGAAAAGAGGUACUGUGAAAGGUCAGAAGUGUUGUGUUCGAGCCAAAAUGUUUAUGGAUUCUCCCAAUGGCUGUUUAAGGGACCCUACCAUUUACAGAUGUAAGAAUGAACUCCAUCCACGAACAGGAAGUAAAUAUAAGGUUUAUCCUACGUACGAUUUUGCGUGUCCGAUUGUCGAUUCCAUAGAAGGAGUAACUCACGUCUUGCGAACAAUGGAAUAUCAUGACAGAGAUCAUCAAUUUUACUGGUUUAUUGAAAAAUUAGGAUUAAGAAAACCACAUAUCUGGGAGUAUAGCAGACUAUCAAUGACAAAUACAGUACUUAGUAAAAGAAAAUUAACGUGGUUUGUCAACGAAGGACUUGUAGACGGAUGGGACGAUCCUAGGAUGCCAACAGUUCGCGGUGUCUUAAGACGAGGUAUGACAGUGCAAGGAUUAAAAGAAUUCAUUAUUGCUCAAGGUUCGAGCAGAUCUGUCGUGUUCAUGGAAUGGGAUAAAAUUUGGGCCUUUAACAAAAAGGUAAUUGAUCCUAUUGCACCAAGAUACACAGCUGUAGAUAUCAAUGAUCCUGUGACAGUUUUAGUAAAAGGAGCCAAGGAAGAACGUUUAUCUGUACCCAAACAUCCUAAAAAUGCUGAAGUUGGUAACAAAUCAAUAUGGUUGGGUCCAAAAAUUCUUAUCGAUAGAUUAGAUGCAGAAGCCUUAAGUGAAGGUGAAAGUACGACAUUUAUUAAUUGGGGAAAUUUAUUAAUCACAAAAAUUAACAGACAAGAUGGGAAAAUCGUUAAUGUGGAAGCACAACCAGAUCUUGAAAACACGAAUUAUAAAAAAACAUUAAAGCUUACUUGGCUGGCAGAAACAGAUAAGGCCCAAUUUACUCCGACUUGGUGUGUUUAUUUUGAUCAUAUUAUUAGUAAACCAGUCUUAGGAAAAGAAGAAGAUUUCAAACAAUUUAUUGGUCAUAAAACAAAGAAAGAAGUUGAAAUGCUCGGUGAUCCAGAACUAAAAAACUUACAAGUAGGAGACAUCAUUCAGCUACAACGACGAGGAUUUUUCCGCGUUGAUGUAGCUUACAAACUGGGAAAUCUACAUACUUACAAAGAACAAGCAGUUAUACUUUUCCAUAUUCCUGAUGGACAUGCUAAAGAAAGCAUUCCCGGACAAGCUGUAGCCAAAUCUAAAACGAUUGUUAAUCCAAAAGCGGAUAAUAAGGUCAUAAAUAUAUCUGCCAUAGAUCUAAAUAAUGAAAUCAUAAAACAAGGAGAUAUUGUUCGCAAAUUAAAGGAGCAAAAAGCAGCGAAAGUUGAUAUUGAAAGGGCUGUAAAAGUAUUAUUGACAUUAAAAGCAGAUUAUAAAGGUGUCGCUAAUACUGAUUGGAAACCUGGUUGUUUACCUCCUACAGUUUCAGUUUCUAAGACUGAUACUAGUGGUGAAGAGAUCGGAGCGAAAAUCACAGCCCAAGGUGAUAAGGUGCGACAGCUAAAGACACAAAAAGCUGAUAAAGCAGUAGUAGACACUGAAGUGAAAGUAUUGUUAUCAUUAAAAUCUGAGUACAAGUCUGCUACUGGGAAAGAUUGGAAUCCAAAUCAGACAUCUUCUAUUUUCAAAAUUAAACAAGAAAGCAUAUCCUUAGAAGAAUAUUCAAUUCUCCAGCAAAUAGCCGUACAAGGUGAUAAAGUUAAAUGUCUAAAAUCUAAAAAAGCUGACAAAUUAACUAUUGAUGACGAAGUCAAAACGCUGUUAUCUCUAAAAGCUGAUUAUAAGGCAUUAACUGGUAACGAUUGGAAGCCUGGAACACUUCCCGCACCACAAUCCCCAAGUACCCCAACAUCUUCCUCUUCAAUGGGAGUAGAUGAAAAGAGUCUACUUUUAGACAUUUCUUCACAGGGAGACGUUGUAAGAGAACUUAAAUCAGAAAAAGCCGAUAAGUGCCAAGUUGACAUUGAAUUAAAAAAACUGCUGUAUUUAAAAGAAAACUUUAAGAAUUUAACUGGCAAAGACUGGAAACCCAAUAUGAAACCUGAACCAGUACACAGCAUCCAAAACGUUACUGGUGAAAGUGAUAACGCCAAGAAAGUAUUAACCGCUAAAAUUACUGAACAAGGAAGUUUGGUUCGAGAUUUAAAAACAAAAAAAGCUGGCAAGGUCGAUGAUAGUGGUGCUAAACGGCAAACUCGACUUGGUCUGGAAGCAAAAAAAGAAGAACAAUUGUCAGACUGGUAUUCUCAAGUUAUUACAAAAGGAGAACUAAUAGAAUAUUACGAUGUUUCUGGAUGUUACAUUUUUAGACCAUGGUCAUUCGCGAUAUGGGAAGCUAUCAAAGAUUGGUUUGAUUCCGAAAUUAAGAAACUAGGUGUUCAAAAUUGCUAUUUUCCAAUAUUUGUUUCCAAAGCUGCCUUAGAAAAGGAGAAGACUCAUAUUGAAGACUUUGCUCCAGAGGUUGCAUGGGUUACCAAAUCGGGUGAUUCAGAUAUGGCAGAACCUAUUGCAGUUAGGCCAACAUCUGAAACUGUAAUGUAUCCGGCAUAUGCAAAAUGGAUUCAGUCAUAUCGUGACCUUCCUAUUAAACUAAAUCAAUGGAACAAUGUUGUUAGAUGGGAGUUUAAACAUCCGCAACCAUUCCUACGAACUAGAGAAUUUUUGUGGCAAGAGGGCCAUACAGCUUUUGCCUCGAAAGAAGAAGCUGAUAUAGAAGUUAGACAAAUUUUAGAUUUAUAUGCAAGAGUAUAUACUGAUUUACUAGCCAUACCAGUAGUUAAAGGUAGAAAAACAGAAAAAGAAAAAUUUGCUGGCGGAGACUACACUCUAACAGUCGAAGCCUAUGUGUCAGCUAGCGGAAGAGCUAUUCAAGGAGCUACAUCGCAUCAUCUAGGUCAAAACUUUUCAAAGAUGUUCGAUAUUACGUACGAACAUCCAGAUAGUCAGGAGAAGACUCAUGUAUACCAGAACUCUUGGGGUAUUACAACGCGAACAAUUGGUGUAGUAGUAAUGAUUCACGGCGACAAUCAAGGGUUGGUUAUACCCCCACGCGUGGCCGGUAUACAAACUGUCAUUGUACCAUGUGGUAUUACUGCCAAUCUAUCCCAAGAUUCUCGUAAAAAAUUGCAGUCGUCCUGUGAUGUAUUGGAAACCGACUUAAAAGCAGUAAAUAUACGCGUUAAAGGAGAUUACAGAGAUAAUUACUCCCCUGGGUGGAAAUUCAACCAUUGGGAACUUAAGGGAGUCCCAGUGAGGAUUGAAUUAGGACCGAAGGAUAUAGAAAAAAAUCAGUUAGUAGUUGUAAGGAGAGAUACUGGGGAAAAAAUUAUUAUUAGCCGCGCUGAUGCUGCUACAAAAAUAGGAGCAAUAUUAGAAGAUGUUCACGAAAACUUGUACAAAAAAGCAUGUGAUGAUUUGAAUAUCCAUAAAGUGCUCAUCAAGGACUGGUCGCAGUUCUGUCCGUCUUUAGAUAAAAGAAAUGUCAUUUUAGCACCAUUCUGUGGUGAAAUUCAGUGUGAGGAUAAAAUUAAGGCCGAUAGCACUAG
Messenger RNA from Diabrotica balteata, 4520 nucleotides. Lineage: Eukaryota; Metazoa; Arthropoda; Insecta; Coleoptera; Chrysomelidae. The record is from the annotation of a GenBank genome assembly.